Halichondria panicea is the source of this 1449-nucleotide messenger RNA. RefSeq lists its product as uncharacterized. The record is from RefSeq and is a predicted model, not a curated record. Lineage: Eukaryota; Metazoa; Porifera; Demospongiae; Suberitida; Halichondriidae. The transcript has 9 exons. Gene Ontology annotation, molecular function: protein binding. Gene Ontology annotation, biological process: signal transduction. Bases 1 to 1380 code for a protein of 459 amino acids.
AUGACCAGCUCCACCAAGCUCUCAUUUGUGAGAGCACAUUGCUCCCAGAAGAGUCUUCCCUACACAUUCAAGCAACUUGAAGGGCGUGGCUCGUUCACUGAGCACAGCUCGUACGGUUGUUUGAGUGUGAAUCAUUUCAGUUCAUUUGCAAUAGCUGCGGAGGGUGAUGUUGAUCUACUUUAUGUCGCUAGUCUAUACUAUCUGAAGGCCAACCCUCGGACCGUUGAGAUUCAUUUCACAAUCAUCCCCAAUGAUGAAGUACAUAAUGCUGCAACACAACAUUAUUUCCAAAAGUUGGGGGCAGAAGAGAAACUGAAUUUGGAAGUGGAGUUUGAAGGCUCAAAUAUUUCACUUGAUAUUCCAAUAUCCAGCGGUGUUGAUAUAUCAAAGAAAAGGGUUGAUUCAUUCAAGCCGGGGAGAGCUGUUCCAUCCACAAAGCUGGUAGCGACACUCUCUGAAAGUAGCUGGGACUGCAAGGUACCAAGCCGCUCAUACCUAACAACUUUGAAAGGAACUAAGGAGCCUGAUAACCAAAUAUGGAUUGUUUUGGACCCAGUGGAUCCAAAAGAAGAGACUAGGGAAUUGCUGAUGCAACCUCAGUCACAUGCGACUCAUUACCCACCCUUCCUUGGACCACCUCACUAUCCUGUGGCUUCACACUCUCGGAACAUGUCAGAGGCCAGGGAAUUGCUGAUGCCACCUCAGUCACAUGUGAUUCAUUACCCUCCCUCCCUUGGACCACCUCACUAUCCUGUGGCCUCAUACUCUCGGAACGUGUCAGAGUUUCCCCCGUCCCUCCUGUCAGUGGAGCAGUCCCACAAUUCUCUCACUCUCUCCUCUGCCACACCCCCUCCACCCCCUCACUGGAACACUCGGCUACCACAAUGGAGUCACACAGGUCCUUUUCAACCUGCUAUUACUCUUCAACCAACUGCUACCAUUGACGAGCUAGUGACUCACGUGGGUAUCGAUAAAGGCCUCCUCAACCAACCUUGCUCUACCGAACAUCUGGUAAAAAUUGCUCCUUUAGUUUCAAACUGGCAGAAAUACGCAAUUAUUUUGGGAAUAAACCAGCCACAAAUUGUCAGUAUCAAAUCAGACAAUCUUCUUGAUCCAGAGAUGAAAGCUCAGCAAAUCUUGAGCUUAUGGAAGCAAACGAAUGGCUUCAAAGCUACUUACUCGGUCCUAGUUGAUGUGUGUCUGCAGAAGAAAGAUGUGCAGCUAGCAGAAUGCAUCUGCAAUAUCGUUAAAGAGGACUCGUCCCAACCACGCCCCAUCACUGGUGAGAAGAGAGAGGCCACUGAACACACUGAGCAAGGUCCCAGUGACAAAAGAUCUCGUUUAAACACAGCUAGUGAGGACACGUUAGAACUGGACUGAUUAGCAAUGUAAUUAUACUAGCUGUUGUUCGUUAUUUCACUGAAAACAAUUCAUUGAACACUGAGACAA